Molecule: messenger RNA, 393 nt
Organism: Mytilus californianus (California mussel)
Lineage: Eukaryota; Metazoa; Mollusca; Bivalvia; Mytilida; Mytilidae
Product: protein TsetseEP-like
Exons: 3
Coding region: 1-393 (130 amino acids)
Source: RefSeq, a predicted model, not a curated record
AUGGACAAGCUGACAACUGAGGAAGGAGACACAGUUCAAUUUAAAAGUGCAUUUGAACAGCAGGGUACUUUCCAACAAAUGGCAUCUGUUGAGCCAACUGAAGCAUCUAAAAACCAAGAGGAACAACCAGAAAAUACACAAAAACAAUCAGAGGAAACAUCAGAACAUUUUAAGGUUCAACCAGAGGUACAACCAGAGGAACUACCAGAGGUACAACCAGAGAAUCAACCAGAGGUACAACCAGAACAACUGGAGGAACAACCAGAGAAACAACCUGAAGUAAAACCAGAUGUACAACCAGAACAACCAGAGGAAAUUUUAAGUAAAGAGGAUUUAGUGGAAUGUGUAGAUGGGUAUAAACCAGAAAGAUACACCUCUAGAUGCAAGACGUGA